Hyla sarda is the source of this 4740-nucleotide messenger RNA. RefSeq names its product synergin gamma (gene SYNRG). The transcript is spliced from 19 exons. The record is from RefSeq and is a predicted model, not a curated record. NCBI's taxonomy places the organism in Eukaryota, Metazoa, Chordata, Amphibia, Anura, Hylidae. Gene Ontology annotation, molecular function: protein binding. Gene Ontology annotation, cellular component: clathrin coat of trans-Golgi network vesicle. Bases 223 to 3720 code for a protein of 1165 amino acids.
CCUGUCAGGACCCGGGAGGUGGGAGCCCAUACCGGCCUAUUACUGACAUGCACAGCUGAGCCGUGCCGUGUACCACACAAUGACAGGCGUCAGCCCCAGCGUCAGUGUGGAACAUUAGUUCACAUUGUCACGAAUACCGCUGCCUUGUCGUGGAAACCGGAAGUGAGUGUUCCCGUGUUGCCGGAAGUGGUGUCGGUGUUUCUUUAUUUACAGCACGGAAAGAUGGCAAUGCGACCGGGAGCCGGGGGAACCGGCAGCGGCAGCUUUGUGUUUCCGUUGGCUACUGGAAUCGGAUCAUCUCAAGGUUUGAUGGCAAUGCAGCAGCAGUCGGCUCGUUUUCCUAUGGUACCUGUAAUGCAACCAAAUGUGCAAAAUAUGAUGGCUGUUGGAUACAGCCCUCAGAUUCCCACAGCAGCCAUGACUAUGCAGGGUGGAUUACCAAUGGGUCCAAUGCAGCCUACUCAAAUGACUUUUGUAGGACAGGCUAGAUUUAUAGGAAUGGGUCCUCCAGGUCCAGCCUACACUCCUGACAUGCAGAAACAAUUUGUUGAAGAACAACAAAAAAGGUUUGAACAGCAGCAAAAAAUGUUAGAAGAAGAAAGAAAACGGCGUCAAUUUGAAGAACAGAAGCAGAAAUUAAGAUUGCUAAGCAGUGUGAAACCCAAGACCAUAGAAAAAUGCAGAGAUGAUGCAAUGGAAGCCAUUAGGGGAAAUUUGGAUGGCUUUUCCAGAGAUGCAAAAAUGCACCCACCACCUGUAUUACAUGCCCGGAAACCAGUUAAUGUUACAAUGUUUUCAAAACCAGAUGCCAUUGAGCCAAUGCUGCCUUCUUGGAUUUACAAUGACAGUCUUGUACCAGAUCUUUACAAAAGUAUUUUAGAAUCAACGCUUUCCACGUCAGGAAUUGACACAGCCAAGUUGUAUCCAAUUCUUCUGUCCUCUGGGCUUCCUCGGGAAACUUUAGGGCAGAUUUGGGCAAUGGCAAAUAAGACAACCCCUGGAAAACUUACAAAAGAAGAACUCUACAUUGUCCUUGCUAUGAUUGGCAUUGUACAGCAGAGAGGAGACUGUGCCUUGAAUAUGGAUCUGCUGAAUCAUUUUACAUCUGCACCUAUACCAAGGUUAAAUGGCUUCCCGGCAACUUUUCAAAGCACCGUGGAUAAACUGCAUGCAACACCAUCAAGGCCUUCUGGGGCUAAACCUCUUGAAAUUAACCAGCCAACAGUUACAUUGAAGAAUACAUCAACUGCUUUUGGUGAUGCUUCACAGAACACUUUCAUGCCAUCCUCAUUCACCCAGCCGGUUUUUAAAGCAGAUGAUGAUGAUUUUCAGGAUUUUCAAGAAGCUUCGAAAUCUGGACCUAUUGAUGAUUCUUUCUCUGAUUUCCAGAGUAAUAAUAGUAUGUUAACCACCUCUUCUUAUAGCAGUUCACCCACUCCACUUAACAUGUCAGUGUUGGGAACAGCAGCAAAAACCUCGACUGAUAAGUAUGCUGUAUUUAAAACCCUCACCGUGAAUAGCAACAUAGAAGCCACCAGUCACUUUACCGGAGAUGGUUUCGCAGACUUCAGAUCUGGAGCUGAUGAUGGUUUCACAGAUUUUAAGACUGCAGACAGCAUUUCUCCACUGGAUACUCCGUUGAGAGAAACCCAGUCAGCGCUUACAUUCCCCACUUGUCCUCAACAGAAACCGCAAACACAAUUAAAACCAUUCUCUGAUCUUGAUGCACUUUCUUCAGUGACAAAUAACUUUCCCACUCCAUUUCAUUUAUCCAAGCCUGUACCAUUACCUGUACCCCCACAUUCAUUGUCAUCUCAAUCACCAUUGUUACCGUCAUCUACGUUUGUCACUGCGCCUCCUAAAAGUUCCUCACUGCUUGAUGACUUUGGAGACUUCACGCUCUUUGGACCAUCUACCAGUACUACAUCUUCUAAUGGACAAAAUGACUUUGCUGAUUUUUUGACAAGUAAUACCAGUUCUGUUGAGAAAAACCGUGAUGACAAAUAUAGUGUUUUUAAACUGGAAGCCAGUGCGGCUGACCCAGUAGUAUCUGCGGCUGCUUCCCAAAGCCUUCAAGCCAGGUCUUCAAAUAAUUCCUACUUAUUAAAUGAGCUUGAUCAACUUUCUCUGGAAAGUUCUUCAACGACAUUUGAUGAAACAAAGGAUUCAACAAAUGUUCCAAAAAAUGACUUUACGUUCCAGUAUGACAAAUUCACCACUGCAGACAACAAUUCGGAAAAGUCUUUUGUGGAUAAGUUUGUUGGUCUUAAACAAGCCAAAGAGGACUCGAUGUCUAUUAAGUCGCUGGAUCUCCCUUCUAUCGGUGGCAGCAGCUUUGGAAAAGAGGACUCUGAAGAUGCACUUUCCAUCCAGUUUGACAUGAAGCUAUCAGAUAUGGGCGGGGAAUUGAAGCAUGUUAUGUCUGAUAGUUCUCUGGAUUUGCCAACGGUUAGUGGUCAGCAUCCACCUGCGGCAGAUGAGUAUAAAGGCUCGAAUGACAACAAUUGCUCCUUACUAAGCAGUAUAACAAUUUCUGACUGGUCAGAGAAGGACAUCGUACACACAACCGAAAAACAGCCUGACUUUUUUUUCAGCCCUGAUCAUAGUGCAGGCUCUUCUACAACUUUGUUUGCAAAAAAAGAAACCUCAUUUGGAAGUACUGAAAAUCUUACUAUGACCACCAUAUCAAAGGUUACUACUUUUUCUAGUGAUAUAAAGGCUUCAGAGAAUGGCUUAUCUGAAACUGCAAGCCUAGAAGGAUGCACAGAAACCAUGAACAUUGACCCAUUAAGUGGGCUUAGUAUUUCUUCAAUUCCGCUGGGACAUAAUGCCGAAGCAAUUACCAGGUCAGACCCCUCUGUUGCUUCAGAACUUCGAAAUGAUGAUUUUGGCGAAUUCCAAAGUGAAAAACCCAAAAUAAGUAAAUUUGACUUUCUGUUGGCCACUUCUCAAGGAAAGAUGAAAUCAAGUGAAGAAAUGAUCAAGACAGAGCUUGAAACUUUGGGUCUUUGUGCUCAAGGAUCACAUAAGAGGAGCCAUAGUCUUGGAGAUAAAGAAAUAAAUCGAAUCCCACCUACAAUUGAGCAACCUUUUAGAGACCGUUCUCAAACGGUUACUGAGAAAUCUACAUUACCUGUGAUCAGAGACAAGUACAAAGAUCUCACAGGAGAAGUAGAGGAGAGUGAAAGAUAUGCGUAUGAAUGGCAACGUUGCUUAGAAAGUGCUCUACAGGUUAUUAAGAAAGCUAAUGAUGCUCUCAAUGGAAUCAGCAGCUCUUCUGUUUGUACCGAAGUUAUCCACUCUGCUCAUGGAAUGGAAUAUCUGUUAGGUGUGAUUGAGGUGUACAGGGUAACUAAGCGAGUUGAACUGGGUAUAAAAUCUACCGCUGUAUGCAGUGAGAAACUGCAAUUGUUGCUUAAAGAUAUUGACAAACUAUGGAACAACCUGAUAGGAUUCAUGUCACUAGCCUCCCUGAUGCCAGAUGAAAGUGCAUUAGAUUUUGCAUCUUGUAUGCUGAGACCAGGAAUAAAAAAUGCUCAAGAACUAGCAUGUGGUGUGUGUUUGCUAAACGUUGACUCUCGAAGCAAGGCAUUUAAUUCAGAAAAUGAUCAUUUUAAACUUUCCUAUGGAGGCCACCAGUAUCAUGCGAGCUGUGCAAAUUUCUGGAUUAACUGUGUUGAACCUAAACCUCCUGGCCUUUUACUGCCUGAUUUAUUGUAAUUUAUAGUGACUUUUUUUAAGCAUAUGUGGCAUGACUUCAGAGACCUCUAGAAAGUAAGCCAUUCUUCAUCUAGCUUAAAAUAACACUUAAACUAGGAGAAUGAUUGAAGAAUUCUGUAAAAUGAAGAGGCCUAGUACUCGGCACUGCCAGUUUCAUCCCAUCUUUAUUAUACAUUCCUUUUUAUUUCUGACUUUUACUUGUGUUGUAAACGGUUUUAAUGUUUGUUUUAUUUAUUGAAAACUAUUGAUUGCUGAACUAAAGUAAAAUUGUGUAUGAAGUAAUGCUGAAAAGAUGUAUGGAGCCUAGAUAAAUUCCAUAUUUCUAUAUGAAAAUAGGAUUAAAAAAAAGUAGCUUUUGUUUUUAACCACUAAAAGGACACCUGUCAGCUGGAUUUCUUCUGUAUUUUAUCUCUAUUAAAAACUGCUUGUAAAACAUCUGUCACUCAUGGCUGCAGGUGGUGAGAAGCAGAGGCUUCAUGAAUACAGGAAACCCUGGUUAUGCGUCUGCUGUAUUAUUUUGCAUCAUCAAAGUACAAAAAAAAAAAAGCUUCCUAACAAAGUGUGAAUGGAUGUCCACUGUAAAUCACCUAUACCCCAAGAGACAAAAUGGCACUUUGCACCACAGACUCUCUACAUACUUAAAAGGAGUUCUGUAGGUGUUCCCUGCAAUCUCCUGAACAGAGCCCUGGCAGUCUGCUGGAAGAGGGUGUGCCGACCCCCGCAAGGAGAGCCGAAAUAGCGCGAGGCAGAGACUGCCAAAUGCAGCACACCGACUGGCUCUCCCAUAGAGGGGGCAUGUCGGCUGCCGCCUCAUGCAGUGGUCGGACAUGCCCCUUGCCGCUGACUGCCGGGCAAGCUAAUCCUUCCAGUGCUGCUGUAUGUUCCACAGGAAGUGCUUUUCUUUUUUGAAUUUAUUUUCUGUCUGACCACAGUGCUGUCUGCUGAUACCUAUUUCCAUGUCAGGAACUGUCCAGAGCAGGAUCGGUUUGCUAGGUGGAAUUUCUCCUGCUCUGGACAGUU